This is a messenger RNA of Emys orbicularis (European pond turtle), 1740 nucleotides long. RefSeq names its product RAN binding protein 3 like (gene RANBP3L). NCBI's taxonomy places the organism in Eukaryota, Metazoa, Chordata, Testudines, Emydidae. Gene Ontology annotation, cellular component: nuclear pore; cytoplasm. The coding region runs from base 1 to 1740 and encodes 579 amino acids. Gene Ontology annotation, molecular function: GTPase activator activity. Gene Ontology annotation, biological process: protein export from nucleus. The transcript is spliced from 15 exons. The record is from RefSeq and is a predicted model, not a curated record.
AUGAGACACCAAGAAGUUCCUGCUAGUGAAGCAAAUGUAUUAUAUACGAGGAUAGGACCUUCAUGUACAGGUAACAAUAUUACAGUCAGCUCUGUGCAUCACAUGAAGGACAAACCUUACCUCACCAAAAGAAGAGGAUGUCCCAGUGAUACUUGGACCGAGAACCAAGCUACCAGUACUCAUGUGCAAAAACAAACCAUCAGCAAUCAGUUCCACAGCUUGGGUAACAGUGAAUUAAACCGCAGCGAUGAAUGCUACACAGAGACGUCAAUUAUUGCUCAGCCCAUAUUUGUUUUUGAAAAGAAAGAACGACCUUUCAAGAGGCCUGCAGAAGACCUGGUUUGCAAGGCUGAAAAUGAUUUCAUUGGUUGUUCCAGGAAACGGGCAAGGUCUUCAUCUUUUACUUUCCAAACGUCCGACUCGCAGUUCUACAUGGAUACCGCACUCUCUCAGAAAAGAGUGAGAUCAUCUUCCUGUACCAUCCUUCCGACCUUUCCUCCAUCACAGCCAGUAAAGAAUAACAUAUUCAUGACCUCAGCUCUUCUCCAAAGAAACCAUGACAUCACAAGAACAGCAAAAGGACCCUUGUCACAAAUUCAGCAGUGGACUGUCAUAAGACCUGCCAUUUUACAGCCACCACAGUCUCAGAUAUGUGAGGAAAGAAGGCAGAUGUGCACUGAAAAUACACUGGCAUCUUCCAAAACUAAAGAGAAAGCAAAUAUUCAGUUGUCUGAAGAGAGCUCUCAUUGCCCAGCAGAAAACUCAGCAAGUUCUGAGACAACAGUGAGGCCAUCUAUCUCCAUGCAUCUUUCUAGCCCUAAAACAAUAGGAAAUCAGCCAGUUGAAGAUGUGACUUUUUUAAACAACAGAAAUUCUACUUUUGUGUUUGGAGAAAACAUGGUAGAGAGAGUUUUGAGUCCUCAGAAAUCUCCCAAGCUGCAUAAUGAAACUGAUCUAUGCAAGAAAGAAAUAACAUCCACAGAUGCCAAAACUUUUCAUAUUAGUUAUUCACAUAGUAAAACAUUUUUUGUCAAGAAGUCAACACUAAUUGAAUCAGCUGCGGCUUACAUUUCCAAACCAGCACAGACAUAUUUGUUAGAUAAAGUUGAAGUUAUAACAGGGGAAGAAGCAGAACAUAAUGUGUUGCAGAUCAGUUGCAAGCUUUUUGUAUUUAAUAAACUCUCACUAUCCUGGACUGAAAGAGGAAGAGGAUCCCUGAGGCUUAAUGACACUUCAAGCAAUAAACAUGGAACAUUACAGUCAAGGCUAGUUAUGCGAAAUCAAGGCAGUUUGAGACUGAUUCUCAACACCAAACUCUGGACUCAGAUGGUGAUAGAAAGAGCAAAUCGCAAGAGUCUGUGCAUCACUGCGACAGACCUAGAAGACCAUUCUGUUAAAGUAUUUCUAAUACAGGCAAGUUCAAAAGAUACUGGGUACCUGUAUGCAGCAAUACAUCACCGUAUUGUUGCACUGCGAAGCUUUGCUGAGCAAGAAUUGGAUGCAAAUCAGGUUGACACAGAGCCAGAAACAGCCUUUCAUUCAUUAAACUGUGAUAGUGAUGAUGAUGAAGAUGAAACAAUAACUCAAGCGAGCAGCAAUGAAUCAGGUUUUUCUGAUCUGCAGAAUACAAUGUUCUCCAUCACUGGCUACACCCAGAUACCUCCUGGUUUUGUUUACAUACUUGGGGCCUCAUUCUGUACUCACAGAUUCACAGAUUUUAAAGCCAUUGUAGUCAUCUAG